This is a messenger RNA of Ostreobium quekettii, 300 nucleotides long. Lineage: Eukaryota; Viridiplantae; Chlorophyta; Ulvophyceae; Bryopsidales; Ostreobiaceae. The record is from the annotation of a GenBank genome assembly.
AUGGAGCGAGCCACAGGGCACACCAACUGGCUGGAAUAUCAUGUGUCCAAGCAGGACACUGCAAUGCCAGAAGCGACUUGGGAUGCUGACAGGGCCAGCAGAGGAGAAAGUGCUGCUGAAGUCGCUGGUGCUGAUGCAGGGUACCCCUGUGAUCCUGCACCUGCGGGGGUCAAGGCCAUACCUGGCGCGGAGAUGUCAAGGACAGUGCAUGGAGCUGGUGGCUUACCACCAUUUCGCUCCAGGACUGCCCACCGACGAAGGACACACUGCAUGUCGAUCUUCUGCGAAAUUGAUCUCUGA